Molecule: messenger RNA, 1578 nt
Organism: Grosmannia clavigera kw1407
Lineage: Eukaryota; Fungi; Ascomycota; Sordariomycetes; Ophiostomatales; Ophiostomataceae
Product: 3 -5 exonuclease helicase
Exons: 2
Coding region: 1-1578 (525 amino acids)
Biological process (GO): nucleobase-containing compound metabolic process
Cellular component (GO): cytoplasm; nucleus
Molecular function (GO): nucleic acid binding; 3'-5' exonuclease activity
Source: RefSeq, a predicted model, not a curated record
AUGGAAGACCACCUCGAGACCGCAACGGAGACUGCUCAGAGCAGUACCGACGAUGCAGCGAAGACAAACAUGGGCGAAGUGCCAAAAGUGGAGCGAAACAGAGCAGGAAAGAAAGCUGCGGAGGAACAUGAGGAGGGCAGCGACGACGACGCAGCACGGCCGCCGGUGACGACGCUCGCGUACAAGAUGCCGCUGGAGGUGUUCCGAGCGGCCAAGGAGGCAGAGCCGGACAGCACGGAGUCGUUCUGGUCGUAUGCAAUGUAUCGGCACAUAGAGAGCGGACUGCCGGUCAAGGUGCACUACUGCAAGAGCCUACACACGACGGAGCGGGUGUGCCGGGAGUACUUUGAGGGUGAACCUCUGCUGGGCUUCGACCUGGAGUGGAUGAUGAACGCGAUGCGGUGGCAUGGCCCACGACGGAACGUGUGCCUGGUGCAGCUGGCCAGCCCCAGCCGGAUCGGACUGUUCCACCUAUCGCUGUACCCGGUGCGUGAGAGGGGGGGCGAAUUUCUGGAUAACGACAUAAACAGCCUGGUGGCGCCGACGCUGCGGCGGAUCCUCGAGGACGCGAAGACGAUCAAGACGGGCGUGUGCAUCAAGGGCGAUGCGACGCGAUUGCGCAACCACCUGAAUAUUGACACGCGCGGGAUGAUUGAGCUGAGCCACUUGCACAAGCUGGUGCGGUACUCGCGAACGGGUGACGUGCAGCUGGUCAACAGGAGGCUGGUGCCGCUGGCAGUGCAGGUACAGGAGCAUCUGCGACUACCCAUGUUCAAGGGCGCGGAUGUGCGAUCGGGUGACUGGUCCAAGCCGCUGAACACGGAGCAGAUAAUCUAUUCGGCUUCGGACGCGUAUGCGGCCGUGCAGAUUUUCUCGGUGCUUGAGAGGGAGCGGCUGAAGCUGCGGCCGACACCACCGCGACCAGCCUUUGCUGAGCUGGACCUGCCGAUCCGACUGGCCGAUGGGGUGACUUCCAUCCGGCCAGGCGGCAGGGAAGAUGGUGUCGAUGCAAUUGUGCAGCGGCAGUCCAGUGCUGCUACGCCGCGGCGAGCAAAGACGGCUUUGUCGACGCCGACGUCGACACCGAGGAAACAGCGUCGGACCCCUGCACCGAAAACGUCACGACCAAGAGACGCCCGGAUCGAUGCGGCAGACGAGUGGCUGGCGCAGUAUCGAUCGCGUGCAGAGGAGGACGCGAAGUUGCGGACGCGGCCGUCGUCGCUGCGCGCAUACCACCUUUGGCAUAGAGACGAGACGCUCGACCCGGUGGCCGUGGCCAGUCUCCUGCGUGAGCCUCCGCUGCUGACGGCGACGGUGGUGAGUUAUAUCCUGGAUGCGGUGCGGCAUGAGGACCUGCCGUACGACCGGGCGCGGCUGCGGGAGGAGCUGCUGGGGCAGCUGCCGGUCGGCGUGGUGAUGCUGCGGUACCGCCAGCUGGCCAAGACGUGUGGUUUUGGCUAUUUCCACGGCAAGGGAAAGAGUGCUGAUGUCAGCAGCGGCACGACGACUUCGCUCUCGGCUUCUACUGCUACGAUUGCUGCUGCUGCAAGAGCCACCGACCAGACAUCCGGGGUCUAA